Messenger RNA from Culicoides brevitarsis, 1038 nucleotides. RefSeq names its product oocyte zinc finger protein XlCOF26-like. Lineage: Eukaryota; Metazoa; Arthropoda; Insecta; Diptera; Ceratopogonidae. Gene Ontology annotation, cellular component: nucleus; nucleoplasm. The record is from RefSeq and is a predicted model, not a curated record. Gene Ontology annotation, biological process: regulation of transcription by RNA polymerase II. Gene Ontology annotation, molecular function: RNA polymerase II cis-regulatory region sequence-specific DNA binding; DNA-binding transcription repressor activity, RNA polymerase II-specific; zinc ion binding. Bases 28 to 1038 code for a protein of 336 amino acids. The transcript has a single exon.
UUUUUUGUCAAUUUUAUCAAAUAAAAUAUGGAAAAUUGUCGUGUUUGUCUCAAAAUUCCGACAUUUCCGACGGAGCUGAGUCAAAAGGACAAAAAGAGCUUCUUCCAAAUCACGGGCGUCGAACUAAACGAGUCAAAACAGGAAAUUUUGUGCAAAAAAUGUUACUCAUUAUUCAUGGUUGCUAUCAAAUUUCGCUCUGAUGCCAUCAAAUCCGAUGAAUUUUUCCAAAAACUCCAGUUGGAAGUCGAACCUGAAGUCAAUCCUGAACUAAAAUUUGAGGUUUUCAUCGAAGAAGGACAAGAAACAUUAAAAAUUGAACCACAAGAAGCCAAAAAAUGUAGGAAAUCCUCGAAAGAACCUUACAUUUGUCACUUUUGUGAUGCCCGGAUGUUGCGAUAUCAAGACUUGGUUGCUCACAUGAAAGCCCAUAAGCGAGAACGUCGCAUGAUUUGUCGUUGUUGCGACAAAAAAUUCACCGACAAACUCAAAUUAGCGAAUCAUGAGCGUUCGUACAGGCGUCAAAAACUGCGAGGAACGUCUCUUGUGUGUCAACAUUGCGGAAGCGUUUACCCGGAUCCAAAAAGUUUGGCGAUGCAUGCGCGGAUUCACACAGGCGUCAUGAACUUCAAAUGCACUAUCGAGGGUUGUACAGAAGCAUUUCGAGAAAAAAGGGCGUAUUAUAGUCAUUUUGUCCUGUCACAUGGAAUCAAAAAGCCUUGCGUUUGUUUGGAUUGCGGGACUUCUUAUACGAAUCACAUUUCGUUACGAACGCAUCGACGCAUGCAUCACACGGAUCAGGAGAAAUUAUUCGAAUGUGUGGAGUGUCCCGGCAAAAAAUUCCUCACAAAACGCAAUUUGGAUGAUCAUAUCGCGUUUAAACAUCGCGGCGAACGACAUUUUCAAUGCACAGCAUGUCCAAAGAGUUAUGGAAACAGUAAAAAUUUGAGGCGACACUUACGUGAUAAUCAUCAAGAGCUUUAUUUGGAAAUGGUUCGCACAGGAAAACGCAUCAAAAAGACCAAAAUCGAACCUUCUUAA